Messenger RNA from Aphanomyces astaci, 500 nucleotides. RefSeq lists its product as hypothetical. The coding region runs from base 27 to 437 and encodes 136 amino acids. The record is from RefSeq and is a predicted model, not a curated record. Lineage: Eukaryota; Oomycota; Saprolegniomycetes; Saprolegniales; Verrucalvaceae. The transcript has a single exon.
CAAGCAGCGGCGCUACCAAUAGCACCAUGAGCACAAAAGACAAGGAGUAUUUCAAGUCGUGGUACACCAAGAACAAAGAAAAGGUGAUAGCCCGGGUCAAGGUCUACAAUGCUACACAUCGUGAAGCCCAAAACGCCCGCAUGCAACAAUGGCGGGAGAAAAACCGGGCUAAGAUUGCAGCGUACCGGGAAGUGAACCGCGAGCAGCGCCGCCAGUACAAGCGAGAUCACUACCGCCGCGCCAAGGAAAAACGCCAGCUUCAAGCCACGGCCAUGCAAUCCUGUGACCAACCGGCGGUGACCGACACCGCAUGUCCGCGCAUGAAGCUGUCAUUCCUGCUCCACCCGCAACCACAACAGCCCCCCCCACCAACGUCGUUUGCUGUAUCGUCCUUAUUGACCACGACUAUCGACUACGACGCGUACAUUGAAGUGUAGUUUGUGGUCGAGCCUUGUAGAAAUUAUAUUUAACAUGUCUGUCUAUCUGUAUGUAGUUUUGUU